GUAAAUUGAAAACUUAUUAUUAUUUUUUCUGUCUCAGGAUAUAAGAUAAGGAUAGGAAACGUCCGCUGUUACAGUUUCCUUUGUGCACUAUGCGUUGUUGCAAAUUUUGAGUAUUGCCUUUGAAAUAGUUGAAAAUAAAUAAUUGUAAACAACUGCAAUAAAGAUGUUCUAAAAUCAUCCCAAGAUGGAACUUGGAUUGUUUUGUCUUAUAAUUCUAAUAAAUGUAAUAGAAUCAACUUCCUCUUUUGAAAGUGAUGAAUUAUGCUCAGUCAGUAAUAAUCACAUGGAAUGCGUUUGUGAUAAUUAUCAAAAUUUCACUGUCAAUACUGUAAUAUUAGAAGAUGUGAAUGAAAUAUCAAUAACAGGAUGUGAUUUUGUUAUAGUUCCUUUCAAUGCUUUGACCAACAUGGAAUUGAGCACUCUGGAGUUUCUCAAUAUUAAUCAUCUUUACAUCAUGCCUUAUGCGUUUGUUGCAAUAACCUAUAUGGAUUUUUUAAUUUUCGUUAAUAUUUCUGACUUCCAUCUGCAAGCCAACAGUUUCACAGAAGUUAACGUCGGCACAAUUAAUUUAAGACACAUUUCAUCUGACUUAAUACCUUCAAAUUCAUUUGAGCAUUUUUCAAAUGCCAAAAACUUCGUAAUAAGCAACUGUCAUUUCGAACAAAUUCAGGCAAAAUCCUUUCUUUUGUACAAUAUUUCAUAUUUUGAAAUAAAUUUUUCAAAUCUUGGUCUUUUGGAGAACGAAGCCAUUUUAAUAAAAAACUCCAGUACUAUAGAAAUUUUCUCUAAUAAUCUUAAUCAAACUAACAAUGGUUCUUUCAAUUUAAAUGUAGUUAAAGAACUUAGCAUUUCUGGUUGUGGAUUCAAUUAUCUAGAAGGUGGUACAUUCAUUGGGGAUGACAUUGAAGUAUUUAACUUUGAUCGAAAUCGAAUUGUAACAAUGAAGCCAGAAGGACUUUUGGGUUUAAUUGUGAAUAAGCGUGUAAUAUUUGAAAAUAACGUCAUUGAAAAAAUAGAUGUUAAUUCUUGGGGAUUAUUAUCUCCAAUAGCUUUUACACGGCACAUUAAUGUAUCAUAUUGCUGCAAUUUUGUCAACUGUGAUUGUACCAUUUCGUGGUUAUGGGAUGUGUUAGAACCAGAAGAAUAUGAUUUAUAUCUUGGAAACAGUUGGUGUUUGCAUGAUUUGUCAAAAAAUCUAUCAGAAUUUACUGUCAUAUAUGAUUCUAAUCGAACUUGUUCUGCUUUAGUAUUAAAAUCUCUUUAUGAGGAGAAAUCACAGCGAAGUCUCAGUUCAUCUAAAGCAAAUUAUGAAUGUCAUAAUUUGAAAUUGUUCAAUAUCAUAGCAGUUUGUCUUCAUUUUUUAUUUCAGAAAUGUAGAAAUUUGUUUACUGGGAUUUGAAAUAUAUUUACAUAUUUUGUUUAAAAAUAAAGUAUGAAAUAUAGACUCUCAAGAACAUCUGCUCAAGGUUGAACUAUAAUAGCGGUACUUUAGAGAAUAAUACUGUUCGAAGUUGAUACAACUUUUAUGAGGUGUAGAGUAAAACUAAAAUUAUGUUUAAAUUUAACCAGUAUCGUGUGAUAGACUUUAAAAAGUUCACGAAUGUGGAUCAACUUAUUACCAUAUUAAAUUUGCGGCAAUUUGUGCAAUAAUAAUAUGGAUUUAAUUUUUUUUUUUAAUAGAGUAGAGAAGAGUUGAACGAAACCUGGUCCAACAUAAUGUUUCGUUUCUAAAGCAAUCCGCGAAUAAAAUUGCUUGAAUUUUUAUUUGAAUGAUAAAAUAGCCAUUUUAGCUCCUGAAACAAAAAUUAUUUAAUGUUUAAAAAAAAAACUUUAUUUUGGAGGAUAUAUUCAUAAUUUCUUGAAAUACAGUGAAACUCGUUUUAUCCAACUCUCAUCCGAUGAAACUGGGAAUGUAUAGAAAUAUUGAAAAAAACAACAACUUUUUUUUCUUAUUGAAAUAUUAAUUUAAAGCUAUUUAUCCUACUGAAUAUAUAUUUACCCCUCUGAAAAAUAUUUUACGCGAUCCAUUAACCCGGAGAAACAUACAUCGUUUUAAAAAUCAAGGAGCUAAAGGAAUAUAUUUAGAAUAUAUCGCAAAUUAAGUAAGUUGAUAAGAUUAAAGAUCAGAAACCACAAAUAAAACUUUGAUCAUGUUCUUCGGCAAUGCUACUAGUACAGUCUUCACGUGCUCAUCGUUUACAGUUGAUAUACUGUAUCCAACCUUCUAGGAAUUUUGACUUGGAAUAUAGCUGGCCAGUUAUGUGUGAUUGAAAAAAACCCUGGUUUUAAUUGACAACACUAUUUAGUGAAAUAUAUUAAAAAAUACUUUAUAUAUUUUAAAAGUGAUGCAAAACUUGCUUUAAUAAUUGGAAGAAAAAAAAUCUGCAGAAAUAAAUUGCCGGUGUAAAAGUCAUAAUGUUCCUAAUAGACGCAGGCGUCGACGAAUGCGGUUUUGUGUUUACUUCAUCUUCAAAUAGUAUGGCGAGAGCAUGCCACAUAUUUGAUGUGAUUUCUUAUGACGGUUAGAGUAAUUUAGUCGUAAAUGGCGGUUACCGGUUUUAUCCAUUUAUCCGGUUUUUUCCAACUCUUCUCUACAUAAUAUUAAUAUUUGUAUCAUUUUCAUUUGUAAAUACACCCGUGAAGUAUUAGCCAAAUUAGUAUCAAGUGCAGGCACAUGAUAUAAAAGUUUUCACGUGACUUAGUACAAAUUUUUUGAUCAUUCAUAUCAUUAUGGGUAUAAAGUGUCAUUGCAAAGGCGUGUUGGAGAAAAGUUUAAAAAAAUAAAGACUGUUGAUUUUCGAGAAUGUUUAAAUGAACUAAUAUUCAUGUAACAGGAUUUCUUUAUUGAUAUAAAUUUGCUCCUCUUUGUCUCAACCUUUGCACAACUUCCAAUUUUUCUACUUUUUAAACCAUUUUUUUUUCAUAGAAGAAGAUAUAAUAUGUGUAAAGCUAGCAUUCGAUAAACCAUGAGUCCUCAACGUAAUGUUAACAAUAAUUUUAAUAGACAAUAUGAUGCUUUUUAUAAAAGCUUUUAUACAUGAGCUUGGUUUACUUGUGAAAUUUGUAUCAAUAAAGAAUACUUUAGAACAACAUUACACAUUUCCCGCUCACAAUCGCCAUUUCUUUUAAAUUUUCUUGGUCGUUUAUGUUUAUACAAUGAAUUUUAGCUCUUCUCCGCUGUUUUGUAUAUUUAAUAACAGACUGAUAUUGUUUUGAGCCAAUAUUUGAUUAAAAAGUAAUGAUAAAUAAAGUUCUAGUGAAUGAUCAUAUAUGGAAUUAAUCUGAAAUUGUUUAAUGGAAAAUCCUAUUUAUCUUACAAUAUGUGAAUCAGUUAGAUAAAGAUAUAUAUUAAAUACUACCAGAGCAACCUCAUAAAACUAUGCUGUGGUCAUAUUUAAAUUAAAAAAAAACUUUAUUAACUUUGUUCCAACAAUAAAACUUUAACUUGUAAACAUCUUCUGGUGUCAAAAUGGAACUGACGCUACAUAAUUAUUUUUGUCUGAGAAAUGUUUACAAGAAAUCCUCAAAAUUGUGAGUACCAAUAGCAAUACAUGUUUUCAUAGCUUGAAAGGGGUCAUUGACAAACAGUUCUAGCUAUGUCAGGCAUUUUAUAGACAAUGGAGAGUCGAACAACAAUUGGUUAUUGAUUCUAUUAACGCCUCGUAAGAAGAAGAUAACAAGUAAUAGCUUUUAAAAUAAAUCUGGAAAAGUUUUUUAAGUCUCACAAAAUUGACAUCUAAAUAAUUGCGUAUGAACAUUUUGAAAUAGGUUGGUGCAUGAAGUGAAAUUUUAUUACUAACAGCAGUCGUCUUCAAAAAUUAUUAUUUGUAAAAACUUUCUUAAAGUCAAAAUUACAGCUGCAAAAUAACUUUCUGCUACCGGCCAUGCUUCCCCAAGCUCACAUUGCCCUUCAAUACUAGUAAGACUUUUUUUCUACAAUGUAGGUAGUGACAAUUAUGAGCAUUUACUGCAAACAUUGCUCUGAAUAACCAUUUUCCGACGAUGUUUAUAACAAGUUCGAAACAAGUGCGAUGCCAGAAGGUGACGAGAUGAUAAAUGUUCACUUUUCACGUAAAUAAUCUUUUAUGUAAAUGUUUACAUUUAAAAAAAUCAUCACAAUGUCAAUAAUUGUGAAACUUGAAGAAAAAAUGCAAAAAUAUUUUCAGUCUUAAAAUAAAUUGCUCCGCUUUUUCAUUGAAAUUGUAAAUAAUGCACACAUACAUGUUAACCUUUUGAAUUCGGAGUAUUUUAAAUUUAUGCUGAUGUAAGCACUGAAUCAUUUAUAAUACACAAUACAAUAUUUGUAUAUACUAACUAACAAUCAUGAAACAACGUAAUUAUUAUAUAUUAAGGUAUAAAAGUUUUUAAUUUCAGAGUAGUACCUUUUCAUGUUCCAUCAGUGGGGAGAUCAUCUUUCUAUAAAUUUAUUCAUAGAAAUUACUGUUUAUGACAUAUCGUCGCUUUGAAACUAAACCGUUGUAACUAAAAAAAGUCGAAAAAUGAUAUUUUUGGGUCAUUUUGUGUAAAAAAAGUCACCCUUUUAGAAAAAUAACCUGUUAUCUUUAUAGUUCCAUAAAGUUAAUUUAGAUAGCAGAUAAAUCGUCAUCGCAUUGCCGCGAUUAGCAUUAGCGAGGAAAGUUUGAAAUCGCUCUCCUGAAAAACUUGCUUUUUUGAGUUACCACGGUUUAGUUUCAAAGCGACGAUAUGUAUUUUAUUAUUUGAUCUGUUAUUUAUUGUAUGAAUUACAUCGUCUUGUAAGAAUACAUUUUAAGAAUGAUAAUAAUUCAUUAUUAUUCAUGAUAUGUCUCUGUUGAUUUCAUUAUUGAUUAAAAUUAACUCAGCAAAAUUUCCUUUAUCUGCAUUUAUCUUUUUAAAUUCUUGUAGAUUACAGGUUGGUAUGAAAUAUAAAUCAUGCAUGUUUUUAAAAAAAGGAAAAAUGUAACUGUUUGCUCAUUCAUGUAUUUGGAUUGUACAUAUUUGAUUAUAAUUGUUGAUACUGUCGUAAAUGGUUAAUAUUUUUUUAUUGUUUUCGGAAUAAUAUUUAAUAUGUGUAUUUAAUAUGUAAUAUAAUAAUAUUUAAUAUAUUUAAUAUGUAUAAUUGUUGAUACUGUUCUAAUUGGUUGAUAUUUUUUUAUUGUUUUCAGAAUAAUAUUUAAUAUGUGUAUUCGAAUUAAGUUUUAACUGUUUUAACUAUCAUUGACAUACAGAUAUGUAAAAGAUCAAAUUUAAAAUAAAAUUAAUAAAUAAUA
Molecule: messenger RNA, 5249 nt
Organism: Parasteatoda tepidariorum (common house spider)
Lineage: Eukaryota; Metazoa; Arthropoda; Arachnida; Araneae; Theridiidae
Gene: be
Product: ben
Source: RefSeq, a predicted model, not a curated record